UAUAGGGUACGCGAGUACAAUUUAUUGAUUGUAACACGACACUUUUUAUUUUAUUUUUAUUUUUUGUAUAUGGCCUCACCAACCCAAUCAAUACAUGCAAGAGAACCUACACUGAAUACAGAUGUUGAUGAUCCUUCUCAUCCUCUUCAUCAUCAUCGUCGUAUUGUCACUGACUUUGAUUAUGGGGAUAUCUUAGGUGAAGGAUCGUAUUCAACUGUCUUGAUUGGCAGAGAUAAACGUACAGGAAAGCAUUAUGCUGUCAAACGCCUUGAUAAGGCUCAUAUUGUCAAAAACAACAAAGUCAAAUAUGUCAUGAUCGAGCGCGAUGCCCUCAGCCGAAUGAAUCAUCCGGGCAUCGUUAAACUCUAUUGGACUUACAAGGAUAACCGAAGCCUCUAUUUUGUAUUAGAUUUAGCAAAAAAUGGGGAGCUUUAUACCUAUAUUAGAAGAUUGGCACCCUUUGAUUUAGAGACAACCAGAUUUUAUGCAGCCGAGAUAUUACUUGCUAUUGAACAUAUACAUCAAAAAGGAGUGAUUCAUAGAGAUAUUAAACCAGAAAAUAUUUUACUGGACGAUCAUUUACAUAUUAAAAUCACUGAUUUUGGAUCUGCCAAAAUUCUAGAAAAAGAAGAGAAUGAAGAAGAACCUUCUGCUGCGCGUUCUUUUGUAGGCACAGCAGAAUACGUGUCUCCUGAAUUACUUCGUAGUGAUCCUGUGUCUAAAGAGGCGGAUUAUUGGGCAUUAGGAUGUGUGAUCUACCAAAUGUUGUCUGGAAAAUCACCUUUUAAGGCAGCCACAGAUUACUUAAUAUUUCAAAAGAUCAAAAAUUUAGAGUAUACAAUGCCUGAUGAUUUUCCAGAAACUGGCAAAGAUAUUGUUCAACGAUUGCUUGUGUCUGAACCAGAGACAAGAUUAGGUGCCACAGGAAUCCAUGCGAUUAAAGAUCAUCCAUUUUUUGAAGGCAUCGAAUGGAACACACUCUUUCAAUCCACACCUCCCAACCUAAAAGAAAGACUCGAGACAGAAGCUAAAUUACACCCAGUGAUACCACCCAAAUUUGACCUUGAUAACAGCGAUGAUGAAGAAGAAGAAGACGAUAUGUGGUUUGGAUCUGAUAAGCCUAAUACAUCUACUUACACAACACCUAUCAAAACAAAGCACAUUCAGCUACAAACUCAAGAAAAGAGAUCAAGCCAAUUAAGCAGCACAGCAUCUUCUACAGCCAGUAUACCUGAAAGAUUAGGUGGACAAGCACACCCACCAUGGGUGCCUCACUUGUAUCCAAACGAAUCUGUCAUCAAAUCAGGACGAUUGACUCGAAAAAGAGGAUUGAUUUCAAAAAAGAGAAACUUGAUCUUAACAAAUAGACCACGACUAUUGUAUUUGGACGAAGGCAGUGAUAAAAACAAACUAGACGGUAAUUUACGAUGUGAAAUUCCUUGGACAUCACAGUUAUUACCCGAGCUUAAAGGAAAAUCAAUGUUUUGCCUGCAUACACCUGAGAAAACAUAUACGUUUGAAGAUAAGAAACAUGCUCAAGAGUGGGUCAAUACAAUCAAUGCCAUGUUGGUGGAUUCAUUUGGUGUAGCUUCUUAAGAUAACUUUAAAAUAAUAAUGAUAUUUAU
Messenger RNA from Gilbertella persicaria, 1625 nucleotides. Its product is annotated as kinase-like domain-containing protein. Gene Ontology annotation, molecular function: ATP binding; protein serine/threonine kinase activity. The transcript is spliced from 9 exons. Gene Ontology annotation, biological process: peptidyl-serine phosphorylation; intracellular signal transduction. The record is from RefSeq and is a predicted model, not a curated record. The coding region runs from base 70 to 1596 and encodes 508 amino acids. Lineage: Eukaryota; Fungi; Mucoromycota; Mucoromycetes; Mucorales; Choanephoraceae.